Messenger RNA from Trichoderma atroviride IMI 206040, 438 nucleotides. The record is from RefSeq and is a predicted model, not a curated record. NCBI's taxonomy places the organism in Eukaryota, Fungi, Ascomycota, Sordariomycetes, Hypocreales, Hypocreaceae.
AUGGUUGCCCUUCGCUUCUUCCAUCUUGCUGCCUUCCUACUAUCGGCGUCAUCUAAGAUCGUGACUGUCACAACUAGGAAGAGUUACGACGACCCAUUACGCCCUUUGAAUGGGGUAACAUGCUGGAGAAAAAAUACUGGUUUUAUGCCAAACUUGGAUUGGAAGCUUCAAAGGGACGCUGUUGCAUUCAUUGGCAUUCCUGCAAUUAAGAGCACUGGUUCUCUAUCCUGUUUCACUUGUUGGAAAAUCAGUUAUAAUAGUGUGGAGAACUAUUUUCUGGCACUCGAUGGGUCUGACUCUGGUUAUGUUCUUUCUGUGAGGGAUAUGCUGUCUUUGACGGGCGAAGCGCAUGAGUUAAGCAUUAAUGCCGAAGUUACGGAAGUGAAUGUCGCAAACUGUGGACUAUCAGCACUGGACCUUCACGCAUAUGACUUUUAG